Brugia malayi is the source of this 1896-nucleotide messenger RNA. RefSeq names its product Ammonium transporter 3, putative. The record is from RefSeq and is a predicted model, not a curated record. The transcript is spliced from 12 exons. Gene Ontology annotation, cellular component: membrane. The coding region runs from base 1 to 1896 and encodes 631 amino acids. Gene Ontology annotation, biological process: ammonium transmembrane transport; ammonium homeostasis. Gene Ontology annotation, molecular function: ammonium channel activity. NCBI's taxonomy places the organism in Eukaryota, Metazoa, Nematoda, Chromadorea, Rhabditida, Onchocercidae.
AUGCAUUCUGGUUUUGGAUUAUUAGAAAGUGGUAGUGUGGCAGCAAAAGAUGAAGUAAACAUUAUGGUGAAAAAUGUUGUUGACGUCGUCUUUGGUGGCUUAGCUUAUUGGGCAUUUGGUUAUGGACUGAGCUUUGGUAACGGACCAUACAGUAAUGCCAUCACAGGAUGGGGCAAAUUUUUUUAUAAUCCUCAAAGGGACUUUGAUUCCCCACGUGAUGAAGGCUGGGCUUAUGCAAAUUUUCUAUUUCAGCUUAGUUUUGCAACAACCUCAUCAACAAUUGUUUCUGGUGCUGUAGCUGAACGUGCCAAACUCAGAUCAUAUAUUUUAUUGGGUUGUAUUGUAAUUCUAAUACAAGCAUUACCUUCUCAUUGGGUAUGGGACAGUCAAGGAGUGUUUUUCAAAUUAGGCGUCGUUGACUUUGCUGGCUGCUCAUGUAUUCAUAUGGUUGGUGGUAUCAUUGGGUUAGUAGCUACCAUUUAUUUGAAACCACGACGAAAUCGAUUCAAUGAAAAUUCGGUGCAUCAAAUGAGCUCACCAACAAAUGCGCUUCUUGGAACUUUUAUGCUUUGGUGGGGUUGGUUCGGAAUUAAUUCUGGAUCAGCUUGGGGUGUCACAAAUGGUCGUUGGCGACUUGCAGCUAGGGCAUCGGUGGCAACAAUAAUGAGUUCAAUUGGAGGUGGUGUCACAUCAAUUACAUUCAGUUUUGCUAAAACAAGAAAAUUACAAGUUAAUUAUUUAAUUUUUGGUUUACUCUCUUCAGUAGUUGCAAUUACAGCAAUUUGCGCCGUUGCACGACCCUGGCAUGCAUUGCUGAUCGGUGCAAUUAGUUCAACCAUUUCUAUCUCAGUAAUACCGGCUCUGGAAUUUUUGAAAAUUGACGAUCCGGUUGGCAUUAUACCAAUUCAUCUUACAUCAUCCAUAUGGGGUAUGUGCGCAGUUGGUAUUUUUGCUGAAGACGAUCAAGUGCUGGCAGUAACAAGUGGACAUUAUGGUUUGAUAUAUUCGGGAAGUUUUAAAUUGCUUGCAAUACAAAUGCUUUGCACAAUAACUAUUCUCGUUUAUAGCGCUAUCGCCGGACUUCUUGCCCUAAUUAUUUUGGGUAAAAGUCCUCUUGGAAUACGGGUUACAGAUUACGAGGAGCAGAUUGGCGCUGAUGUCGUAGAACAUGGUUUAGCUGGUACAAAUAUUGCUCGAUAUCAUCUUGAAAAGCCUUUAUCAUCAAAAACUUUUGCGACUGUUACAAAAGCAAUAACAAAAUGGAAAAUUCAAACACGUACUAAUCGAGCAUUACGUCAACAAAAUGCUGCACUUGGAUAUCGACAAGAAUCGGAUAGUGGUACUAUGCUGAUGAGACAACGUAAAAAUAAACUUUCUAACGGUGCAUUCUUUUCACUAAGUCAUCAUAUUCGUUCACGCAACUCACCUUCACGUACAAAAACGUCUACUACGCCAGCAAUAUCACUUUCAUCAAACUUUUCGAAAGAAACUAAUCGACGUUCUAUGCCACCGUUUAGGAAAAAAGAAGAUAAUGUUAAAUGUGUAAAAAUCAAUGAAAUAGCAGCAUUUACUUCAAAACGACGGAUGGAGGAGGAAGAUGAAAAAAAUCCAAAUUGCAGUAAAAGAACACAGUCAAAUUUUGUUCCAAUGUUGGAUAGGUUUAGCAAUAAUAUCAGUGGUACGUUAAAGUCAUUGAAUCCAGAUCAAUUACGACUUGAUGUAAGUAGUGGAUCAGCACAAGAAGCUGGUAGAUCAUUAGAUCAUAAUAUUGUGUCCGAAAGAAGGGUACUCCAAUAUGUGACACCAAAUAUAGAUUCAGGGAGUGCAACCAGAAUUGUUACUUCUGCCACAUCGUGUAGGAAUAAAAUUUUACCAUUAAUUUCGGAUGCUGUUUAG